GUCCUCGUUGGCGCUAUGAAUUUUCGAAGUUGAUUAGGAACCACCGCAGAACACGAAUCCGUCGCAUUAUCGAGAUCGUGUGUGUUAUCCCGUGAGCUAUCCGCCUCACGAUCUCGGCUCAUAACCGUAGAAAACUUUUUCUUUUCGUCAGAAUCGGUGCUCCCUCAGGGUUCAAAAUCGAGCGGUGGUGUUAAAUGGAAGAUGGAGAGAAUGAUGGGAAGAGACUAGUGUUUGUGACUGUGGGAACAACGAGUUUCGAUGCCCUCGUGAAAGCAGUGGUCAGUCAAAAUGUUAAAGAGGAGUUGCACAAGAGAGGAUAUACUCAUCUUCUCAUUCAGAUGGGUCGAGGAAUCUACUCUCCACCCAAGUGUGAUGGAGCGGAUGGAUCGCUAGCAGUGGAUUACUUCACCUUCUCCUCGAGUAUCGCUGAUUAUAUUCGAUCAGCAUCACUUGUUAUUAGUCACGCUGGAUCUGGAAGCAUAUUCGAGACGCUGAAGCUAGGGAAACCAUUGAUUGUUGUAGUCAACGAGGAUCUCAUGGACAAUCAUCAGUGUGAAUUAGCUGAAGAGCUUGAAGAGAGGAAGCAUUUGUACUGCGCUCGCCCUCACACGCUUCAUCAGACCUUGACGAAGAUGGAGUUGGACUCCCUGGUUCGGUACACUCCAGGUGAUGGAACACCUGUUGCCCGCAUUAUCGACAGGUUCCUCGGAUUCCCUGAUGAUUAAACGGAUGCAUUUAGAAACAAGUGUUCUGAGAACAGUUUCAACUAAUUAUGUACUAAACCGGUGGUCUUCACAUUGGACUUUGUUUCGUAGAUUCAUAUCUUUGUAAUAGCAAAAGCUUUUUCUUUCU
Molecule: messenger RNA, 852 nt
Organism: Brassica oleracea var. oleracea
Lineage: Eukaryota; Viridiplantae; Streptophyta; Magnoliopsida; Brassicales; Brassicaceae
Product: UDP-N-acetylglucosamine transferase subunit ALG13 homolog
Exons: 4
Coding region: 195-725 (176 amino acids)
Biological process (GO): dolichol-linked oligosaccharide biosynthetic process
Cellular component (GO): UDP-N-acetylglucosamine transferase complex; extrinsic component of endoplasmic reticulum membrane
Molecular function (GO): hexosyltransferase activity
Source: RefSeq, a predicted model, not a curated record